GGAGGCGUCACAUCGUUGAUGAGAGAGCCUAACAACAACAGACAGACCCGGCAGGAGUGUAGAAACACAUUUCUUUUUAUAUUUUACAUCUCUAGAAGAAGUUCUUUUGUUUUACUGUUAUGAUAUUUUGAUAGAGUUUAAAAAGAAGAACAUUGUUUUUUCUUUUCUUUUCGUCAGACGUGCUCACUGAAUGGGACUAAAAAGGUUACUCAUUGUGUCUGGGUAAGAGCUAUUUCUUCCGGUUCAACCAUCCUGAGGAGGCAAGCAGAAUGAAAAGCAUGCUUCCACAAAAGAGCCCUGUGUCAGCUUUAGCCUACAAUACAGACUACCUGAAGUUUAGCAGUGACUAUAGCCAUGCUGUGGUUGGUGGGACCAGCAGUGCGAGGGGCAUGCGUUCAGCCUCCGAACUCCGGGAUUUGAUGGACACCCUGCAGCGUAAGAAAAUUGCCCUGGAGAACAGCCUGAGAGCCAACGGGAAUGCCAACCCCUCCUACUUCAGCAUGACACAGUCUCCCCCCACUACACCUAUUGCAUCACCUGGCAUCUCAUCUUCAUCAGCCUAUCAAGAACAGGCAAGACGUUUCUAUGGCACAGAUCGUCCCCCCAUGUCAAUGAAAUGCAAUCCCCCUCUUUCCUCUUCCCGACGAUCGGACCCUUCCUCUUCUAUGGGCUCCCGCACGUCCAUUGGUCGUAAUCAGGACAACUUUGGCAUCAGUGAUAACCGACGGCUGCACAACCCGGGCUCCUCUACUUUACUCUCUACAUGGAAUGGCGGAGGCUCCUCCACCUCUGUUGCUGGUAGUGAUAGCUUUCUCCUCUCUCUUCCUCCCGCAUCCUCUUCAUCCCGCACUCCAUCAGCAGGAGGUGCAACUAGUAUGCCCUCAAGCCCCCGUCUUGGACGCCGUAGCUAUGGCAAUCCAGAGCCAUCACCAAGCAGUCGAACCAGGAAAUACUCGGCAGGCUCACUGAGUGGGAUGAUGUCAGGAGGACAUAGCCGCUCACUGCCACGCCUCUGCCCCUCCCCAUCUCCCCGUGACACCAACAAUGGACUGUUGACCUUGUCAACGUUGCCCCCGCGUCGGUCUGACAUUUCUGGGUCUUACAGACAUAGCAAAGACCAUUACAACAACAAUAACAGCCUAAAUGCCAGCCCUGACCUCAACCACAACUCCAGUAACUCUAGCCAGCAGUCCUCCAACAGGAAUCAAAUCCAGGCCACAUCUCAGGGAGAAGGUGUUGUGUCUAUCUCCCUCUCCUCUCCUAAGAACAUGUCCUCCACCACCAACCCUAUCUCCUCCACAACUGCCCCACCUGAUGUGACUAUCCCGUCCAGGGCAGGGGGCUCCUCUUCCCCUCGUGUGGCCAAAAAACUCAGCUUGACUUCCACAAGCUCAGUGGGCUCUAUCAGCUCCACAAGUUCCAGUCCUCCAGAACCGGAGCGGCUGGCCAGCCGUGGUUUCUCCAAAGGAAUGGAGCUGUCUUUUGGAGAGAGGGAGAGGCGUGAGGUAGGCCUUGAACUCACUGGUUCCUCAGGGCUUGGACUUGGAGAAAGGAGGUCUUCAUUUGGAAAGGCAGGACUAGAACCUGGGAUAGGCCUUGGGGAGAGAAGGCAGUCAUUUGGAAAAGCUGGAGUGACCCCACCAGGGGGUUUCAGGGAAAGAAGGGGGAGUAUCAGCUCGCUGAGUGGGAAGGAGGAACUGACUGACUACCAUCAUCGCCAAAAAGAGGAGAGACUCCGUGAGCAGGAGGUGGAGAGACUGGAACGACAGCGUCUAGAGACCAUCUUGUCUUUGUGUACGGAGCUCGGCCGGACUGAGAGGGAUGGAGGCAGCACGACUACGAGUCCCACAUCUGCUGUGGCGGACCUCCAAAAGAUCAACCAGGAGCUUGAGAAACUCCAACUGAAUGAUGACGAUGAUGAUACACCAUCUGUCUUUUCUGACUCUUCAGCUCUUAAUGGAAUGACAGGAAAUGGACACCUGACCUCACCUGGAUCAGAGUAUAGUUACUAUGAUGACGAUCUACAGGUACGACGGAGGCGCAGCAGCGGUACCCGAGACAACAGGGCAGAGUCACCUGCUAUCAGCCUGCGAAGCUUUGCCCCCUCACCCUCUCCACGUGCACAGAGGACCAAUGAGGCAUUUGACGAUGCAAUUCGUCGCCAUGAACAGGAUGUGAGGCCUUCAGAGGAGGAUGUGAGGCGUGUGGAAGAGGACAGGAUUCAGGUGCUAAACAACAUGGAGGAGCUGGAGCAAAAGAUCAAAGAGCUGGACAAUCAAGUGGAGGAAUCUGCCCGAGAGGUGGAGGUUGAGCGAGCUCUGGUGGAUGCUGAGCAGGAGUCAGAGGUAGCUGCUCUCCAACAGGAAAAAGACGCUCUGGAAGCACUUCACAGCAAGAUAGCUGACCUAGAGACCAAGUCCAAGCAGGAAAAAGAAAAGGACUGUGAAGUACUCGAGGCAGAGACAAAGCGGUUUGAGGACUUGGAGUUCCAGCAGCUGGAGAGAGAGAGCCGGCAGGAUGAAGAGAAGGAGACCCAUACACAGCAGCUUCUUCGGGAGAUUGCUGACUACCAGCGGAGCACUGUCACUCGCAAGGAGCGACUGUUGACUCUGAAGAAGCAGGCAGCACAGAUCACCCAGCAGGCUCAUCGAGAGAAGGAGAGCUUCUUGAAGGAGAGGGGCACCCUCGAAGCAAUGAUGCAAAGGGAGAAAGAACAACUUGCCUCACUGGAAAGAAAAUAUGCCGACCUCACUGGUGGCCGGGGCUUCACUCUAAGAGAGGGCUAUGUCACAGUCAGUGAAAUCAAUGAGCUUUACUCACAGCUUGGGGGGGACCCUAAACCUGCCAAUGUCUCUACUGAAUCCGAUGCAAACCCCUCCCCUGACGACGACAUCUGCAAACCAGCAGAGGAUGAGCAUUUUCGUUUGCUGGAGGAGAGGAGGAGGUCUGAGAAAGAAGGUGGAUCCCAUCUAAGUGACACUUUACCGAGGAAGAAAACCACACCCACCAUGACCCCCCAGUUCACAUGUGCAACACUUGGACGAAACUUCCCUUCCAAGUCUCAUCAGCCCUUGGUACAGAGCACAAGUUGUGGCAGCAUUCUUCCCAGAAUUUUCUCCUUAUCCAGCAAAGAAACAGAAAGUCGACGUCUGUAUAAAGGUCAGUCUAGCUCCCGAGCGGCUUCCCAGACCAAUGUCUACCUCGAUGCCUUCGGGUACCGUGACAACCAGGCCUUUGACACAAUGAGUGUGGAUAGUACGGACUCCAUUGAAACCAGCAUCUCUGCAUGCUCUCCUGACAAUGUUUCCAGUGCCAGUACUUCCAAUGCAGCCAAGCUUGAAGAGAUGGAGCGUCUACUUAGAGAAGCCCAAAUUGAGAAGAGCCGGCUCCUCGAACACAAGGAGCAAGAGAUGGAAAUACGAAAGCAGGCGCUGGAGGAAGAGAAGAAAAGAAGGGAGGAUCUGGAGAAAAGGCUACAAGAGGAGACCAACAGACGACAGAAACUCAUCGACCGUGAGGUGAAACUACGAGAGAAACAGAGGGCACAGUCCCGGCCACUAACACGGUACCUACCCGUGCGCAAGGAUGACUUUGACCUACGGGCUCACAUUGAGUCGGCAGGCCACAGCACAGACACAUGCUUCCACUUGUCCAUCUCUGAAAAGACCUGCAGAGGCUACCUGGUCAAGAUGGGAGGCAAGAUCAAAACCUGGAAGAAGCGCUGGUUCGUCUUUGACCGCAACCGACGCACACUCUCGUAUUAUGCAGACAAGCAUGAAGCCAAGCUGAAAGGAGUGAUCUACUUCCAAGCUAUUGAAGAAGUGUAUUACGACCAUUUGAAGAAUGCACAUAAGAGCCCAAACCCUUGCCUGACCUUCAGUGUGAAGACUCACGACAGGGUCUACUACAUGGUUGCUCCCUCUCCUGAGGCCAUGAGGAUCUGGAUGGAUGUAAUCGUCACAGGUGCUGAGGGAUACACACAGUUUAUGGUGUAGUGAAAGGGUGGUGGUUGCGGGAUUUGCCAGCGUGCUGCGGCUGCCAGGAUGACACUCCGAUCCUGUCUUUGUGGCUUUAAAGACUAAGUUAUAUUGUUUUGUUUGUUUUUUUUAAUCCUUGGAUUUCUGUGUCUGGAUGGAUAAAUAUACAUGGUGAAGGAUUACAACAUGUCCAGUUGUGGAGAGUCAGCAGCCUUGAAUUACUCAGUAUCAUUCUUUAACAUUUGACCUGCUUCAUUUGCAAAAUGGACAGGGUUUACAAUCCUAUGUAGAGCAUUUCAUGUUAAAUUGAUGGCAGAUACAAUAAAAUAAUUUUAGCAUUUUUAGGAAAUUUAGUCCCAGAAUAUGAACGAAGUCUUAAGUGAGCUGUGCUCUGCUAUUGUGCCUUGAGAUGAGCUCAGGUGUAUUUCGGGGUUUUGCUGAAGUGUAAAGAACAUAAAUGUUUCAUAGAUGCUUAAGUGGCUUUACCCUUAGUACUCUUAGUUUCACAUCACAUCAUCAUCUAGGAAAACAUAGUGAAUGAGCAGUUAUGUUAAGAAGUCUCAUACAAGCCUUAACGACUCUAGUGUGUAAUUCAUGAACUUGACAUCAAUUUCGCCAUAUGUUUAAUCAGUUUAAGACCAUUUUAAAGUGUGUUUUAGUCAUUUUUAGAACUUUUUACAUGUACAUAAAUAAUGCGUAUUGAUUUAUUAAAACAUAGUUAAGCACAUGUAUUUUAAUUUCCAACUUUAUUUGAAUCAUGAUUUAAUUUCAUGUUCCUCAGGUCUUAACAGAGUGCAUGAAUGUGCAUGCAUGCACUAUGUGUGAAUGUAUACACGUGUUCAGAAGUGCCUCUUUCAUGUGUGUACUGUAUGUACACCGAUUACAGUGUGAGCUUGUAAUUUAGCUCCAAGGUGCUAUUAUUAAAUAUUGAAUGACAGUAAUAUUGCAAGCCACACUGUCACAUAAAAGAUUUAAAUUGGGGUGAAAAGAUAUACUCCACAUGUUUAUCAUCUUACUUUGCUUGAAAGUAGUGUCACCACAGGCUCAACCAGCUGUUUGAACUAAAGUGUCAGGCCACUUGUUCUCCUGUAAAAGGAUGGGCGAAAGGAAUAAUGACUGUUACUGAGGCACACGAUUGUGAUAUUUGUACAUUUUGUUUCAAAGUUGUAGUUAGUUAUAAAAUACAAAUUUAUAGUCCAUUGUCAACUUCAGAGUCCUCUUUGUGCCUUUUUAUUAUCAUAACUGUGUGACAGUAUUUUGACAUGCAUAUUAUAUAUAUUUUUAAGAGCUAUAUGUAUCUCUAUAAUCACAGCAAAUCUAAUGUGGAAAUAUGUUCCUGUGUACUUUUGUAUGAAAACCAGGAGUGUUAAAUGGUCUUCUAAGAUGUCAGGUUGACAAAAUCUAUGGUACAUUUACACAUUUAACAGGCAUUUAGACUGAUUAUUGUGCUGCUGAUUAUUGUAUUUUAGUCCAAUAGCUUUCAUUGCAUUGCUAUUAUUACCACAAGUGUAAUGUUUUACUAUUCCACAUUGAUCACUAAAUUAUAUUAUAUUGAAUAUCAUACUCCAUAAUGCAUAAGAAUAUUUCAGCCCACUGAUCUUGUCUCUUGGAAUUGCUUUUUGUUUUGUUGUAUUGACCAAAGUACAUGUACAUGUGUUUCGAUGUAUAUGUGGUUUCUUUGCUUUGAUUUCUUUUUGUUGAAUAAAAUAAAAUCAAAAUUAUGUUUCUACAUGAUAGGGCUUAGUUGUUCCUGUAUUUAGUUUUCUAUUUUUCAUUUUUGUUUUUGAAAACAACAUUUUUAUGUUGAUCCUACUCUAUUUAUGCCAUUACCAGUGCAUGUACCUUGAUUUUGUAUUUCCAUAUGAAUAAUAAAAAUGAUAUAUUUUACUUUUUAUUGGGUUUAUGUUUCAAUAAGUCAGGUUCUGUAUAAUGUUGCCAAAUAAACUACAAUGCUGCUACGGC
Molecule: messenger RNA, 5939 nt
Organism: Scomber japonicus (chub mackerel)
Lineage: Eukaryota; Metazoa; Chordata; Actinopteri; Scombriformes; Scombridae
Product: pleckstrin homology-like domain family B member 1
Exons: 19
Coding region: 270-3995 (1241 amino acids)
Biological process (GO): regulation of microtubule cytoskeleton organization
Cellular component (GO): basal cortex
Source: RefSeq, a predicted model, not a curated record